Molecule: messenger RNA, 5423 nt
Organism: Periophthalmus magnuspinnatus
Lineage: Eukaryota; Metazoa; Chordata; Actinopteri; Gobiiformes; Gobiidae
Gene: phaf1
Product: phagosome assembly factor 1
Exons: 16
Coding region: 1127-2377 (416 amino acids)
Biological process (GO): Golgi to plasma membrane protein transport
Cellular component (GO): synaptic vesicle membrane; dendrite; trans-Golgi network
Source: RefSeq, a predicted model, not a curated record
GGACAGACGCUGUGCGUAGAGCGGAAGUUGAAUGAUCAGCUGAUCGUGCUGCUGUUGUUGAUGCCUGAAGUUGCUUGUUUGAGCACUGUGUUGCUCUAAUCUGCUGCUGUCACAGAGGACACUUAAAAUCACACAAGGGACACGGUGGAGAUUUUCCUCACGACGAUUUAGAAGUAACAAGGCUAUUAUUUUCUCUCAGCAGUGACAUAUUUUUGCGCUAGGCGACAAGGGAGCUAGCUUUAAGCUUGAGCCUCGGUAAAAGAAAGACCACAGCCGAAGACUGGAUGUACGUUUAUUGUCCUUAAUGUGCAAGUGCAAAAGCAAUAUUUUUUGUUUUGACUGUAUAGUUUAUUUCCCGUGUGCCAGUAAUUAAUCUGUAUCGUAUGUUAUAACUUUGUCCAGCGACAGCUAGCACUAGCCAACAUUAGCUCAUAGCUCGAGGAGUCUUGUUGUCAAGCUUUGUUCCUUUCGUAACCGCUCAACUCUCACAGAUAACGAGCUGAAAGAUUACAGCUGUUUGGUCACUUUUGUACAGAAUACUUGUUAUUCGCUGUGGCUUUUUUUUUUUUUUAAUGCGGGACAGUGUACGGGUGCAGCUGAUGAGCUUUUAACUUCGUAAUAAAUUUAUAUUACUGAAGAUUGUUUUGUGUCGAACAAACAUUAUUUACGUUUUUGUUGGCUGUUUUUUGACUGCCUUUAUUGAUCUCUCUAUUUUAAAUGCCACAAACUGGCAUUAGGUCAAGGGACAGCUGGCCUUGUGCGUGUAGCUUGCUCACAGAUUGCGUAAUUUGUUUAUGUGCGAUCUGCUGGCAGCAAAGUGUCACGAGUUGUAUUUGACAAGUCUAACUAGUUAGUGUUGUUGUAGGUACUUUAGUUUUUUUUAUGUUUUUCAUAUUUUUGAUACUGUCUGGAAUGUCAGUAGUACACGGCAUGUGAUACAGUGGUCACUCUAAUUACAGUUUGAAAGUUUUCUUGUGCCGUUGGUAUAGUUGAAAAAUUUAGUGACUUGCGAUAUGAAAUAACUGGUUGUCAGGCUUCACUGAAACCGUAAACAACCGUGUAAAAGAGGGUCCCUUACUGGAUCCCAUUGUGUAUUGAAGUGUGUAAGCUGCAGCACUAGUUGCCAAUGCUGGACCUGGAGGUGGUCCCUGAGAGAUCACUUGGAAAUGAACAAUGGGAAUUUGCCUUAGGGAUGCCAUUGGCCCAGGCCAUCUCUAUUCUCCAGAAACACUGCCGCGUCAUUAAAAAUGUCCAGGUGCUGUACAGUGAGCAGCUUCCACUUAGUCAUGACCUUAUACUGAACUUGACUCAGGAUGGGAUUAAACUGCUGUUUGAUGCCACAAAUCAAAGACUCAAGGUCAUUGAAGUGUAUGACCUUAGCAAAGUCAAGUUGAAAUACUGUGGAGUGCAUUUCAACUCUCAAGCCAUUGCUCCUACAAUAGAGCAAAUAGACCAGUCUUUUGGAGCUACGCACCCUGGAGUUUACAAUGCUGUGGAGCAAUUGUUUCAUCUCAAUUUCCGUGGUCUCUCCUUCUCUUUUCAACUGGACUCAUGGAAUGAAGCUCCCAAGUAUGAGAUUCCACAUGGGGCCAUGGUGAAAAGAAUGCACAUCUAUACAGGCAACAACCUGCAGGAAACAAGAGCUCCAGCUAUGCCGUUAGCUUGUUUCCUUGGUAACAUCUAUGCAGAGUGUGUGGAUGUCGUGAGAGACCAGGCUGGACCCCUGGGGCUGAAACUCCGCCUACUCACUGCAGGCUGUGGACCUGGUGUGAUGGCAGACUCCAAAGUCCGCUGUAUCGAGAGGAGCAUCUCUUUUGGUGAUUCAUGUCAGGAUGUGUUGGGGGCACUGGGCUCACCACACAAAGUCUUCUAUAAAUCCGAAGACAAGAUGAAGAUCCACUCUCCAUCCCCUCAUAAGCAGGUUCCUUCAAAAUGUAAUGACUACUUCUUCAAUUACUUCACCCUGGGAGUGGAUAUCCUGUUUGAUUCCACUACCCACCUGGUGAAAAAGUUUGUCCUCCAUACAAAUUUUCCUGGACACUACAACUUCAAUAUAUAUCAUCGAUGUGACUUUAAGAUUCCAAUAGUCAUCAAAAAAGAGGGAACUGACUCUCAGACAGAGGACUGCAUCUUGACCACCUACAGCAAGUGGGAUCAAAUUCAAGAACUCUUAGGACAUCCAAUGGAAAAACCUGUAGUGCUACACAGGUCUUCAUCAGCAAACAACACCAACCCAUUUGGCUCUACCUUUUGUUUUGGACUGCAGAGGAUGAUCUUUGAGGUGAUGCAGAAUAACCACAUAGCAUCAGUUACAUUGUAUGGAGCUCCACGGACCACCAGUCAACCCCGGCCCGGGUCAAGUGGUAGUUCCCACUGAUGGCAUCAAACCAGUACCUGCAUUGACUAAACCUCCAGGCCUGUGAUUUCUAACCAAUCAAAUUCAAGUCACGCCUCUCCGAUUGCUUCUCAUUGACUACCACUCAAAUCCAAAAGUUUGGCCAGACCACGUGCUAAAGCCCAGCUUUUGAUGUCACCUUGGAGCACUCGCUGGGGAUCCUCAUAUUAUUUAGUAGAAGUAUUCUAAUGCUGCAACAUGGAAAGGCUUUCUUGUUUAAGAUGGCCACCAGUAUAGCAUUGUGGCUCAACCAGCAUUCAAUUACAAGAGCAUAGAUUUAUUGAGUCCAGUUUUGAAGCAAACUUGACAUCUACAAAUACUGCCAGAUAACGCUUGAACCACCUGUCUUCCUGCCACAACCUUUUCAUAUAUAUAUAUACAGCUACAGGAGUCAGACCAGCCCACCUAAAAGCAGACAUUCAGCGCUACACUGGACUGCAACAGUAUUUUAUUUUAUUGGAGAGUACUACACACACUCAGGGUUGGGAGAGUAAGAAAUUUAGUCAGACUAAAACCACUUUCGGCCAGUGUGAGGCGACGUGGAGCCCCGAGCAAACUCAGAUCUGUUUAUUGUUUCCAGGAUGUUUCUCUGGACGGUCAUUGCUCUGGUCCGUUGCUCGCCCACAAAACACAGAAGAGAGAAUGCAUACAUUUGAGGAUUUAAUUAAAGCACAUGAAACAUUUCCUCUGUUCUGUAGAUAUAGGUAUCAUCACAUUUGCCAUUCAGAGUGACAGGAAACACAUGAUUUGGCAGAAUGAGAGGUAAUCUACAACAAGCACAAAAUACUAGUUCAGUUAUUCAAGUCCGUCCUUAUGCUUUUGUGAGGACUUAAAUUACUUUUUCACAGUAAGAGCAUUUCCAUUUUUGUAUUUUUAAAACAUAUACAUUUGCACUAAAACACACUUUUACUUGAUUACAUCAUAUCUUUACAAAUGGACAUUUCUAGAUAGUAAAAUGUGUUCUUUUUUGUACAGAUGAGAGCCACAAUUUGUCCUCAGUGUUACAGCUUCCCAUUUCUACAUGCACUUUAGGUUGUUGUGUUGCAGUCCAGCUCUCAUCUUCUUUGUUUGUCCGAUUGCCAAUUGCUACAGCCAAAGAUAUUUCAGGAUGACUGCAUCAGUCUCUGUUACUGUAUGCCUGUUGUAUGAUGAGCGCAUGUCCUCACCCCUCCCUCUUAUUCUCUCUCUGGUCACUUCAUAACUUUCACAAUGCACUGAAACUGGAGUUUCAUGUGGAUUUGGUCACACUUGUGUUCUGUUAUAUUCAUGUGAGUGAAGUCAUGGAUCAUCACCGCUUAACAUAGAUGUGACUUUGUACAUUACUUUCAAAUCUGAAAGUUAAUUUUCAUUUAAAAUUCAAUAAAUGGUGCAAUACACAUUAUACAGUGUUUGCUUAGGUACAGAUCUUACUUUUCUAUUGAACAUGUAAAUGCUCCAAGGUGUAUGUCAGAGCCCACACAUUUAAAUAUGUGAGUCUUUAGCAAAACCUAUUAUUGUAACAAAAAAGUCAGAUACUGAAUGGUUUGCCACAUAAAACCUCCAAAUCUUUUGUUUGUUUCAAAACCUCACACUUUAGUUCAUGGGCUCUGAUGUUUUACCUUAUUGUACAUUUGUUGUAAAUAAUAUGUGCUCCUGUUCUGCUGACCUGUUGUUAGAGGUUUCUCUUGAUCUGAGCUCUGGCUCUUUCAGUCUGAAUGGUCCAGUUUGAACAACUGUGUUGAAAGACAUUCAUUUGUAACACUGGCACAAGAGCCAUGCCCACUUACACUGCUACUGUAGACUGACAUGUUCAUAUCUGAGCCUCAAAAUAUUUUUGGCUGCUUGGAGCUUGGAACCAAUAAAGUAAUUGCUCUGCAGUUGGAUUGAGCAGUGAUAAUGUAAAGUCUGGUGGAGAGAAACAGCUCAAGGAGUCUCAAGGUUUAACUCCUGGACUCCCUUGUGAUUAGGUUGUGGCUUUAGUAAUGUUAGCUUGUGCUUCUGGCAGUAACUACAAGGAAAUAAAAAUAUGCUUUUAAUGCAGGUGAAUAUGUGAGAACAAACACAAAAUGGUAAAUGGUUGAACAUUGUGCCUCAUCUCCCACCAAGCCUGUCUUUCUCUGUCCUCUGUAAAAAGCAAUCUCCUCUUCUAAUGAGAAUGCAUGUGAACAGCAUUGUUGUACAGUGUAUGUACUGUAUGUGCGUGUCACUAAGCAGAGUUACUCAAGUGAUGUCCUAGCUGCAGUUUUCUUCUGUAAUUUGUUUGCUGGCUGCAUAAGAACAGCUUUGGGUUGGGGUUUUUGCAAAAGGGGCUGUGGUGGAGGUUCAGUAGCUUUUUACCCUCAAAGGCUCACUGUGAUUUUGUAAUCGAUUGCUUCAGGAGCUCUGGGCUGCCGAGCAUUUAGCACCUAAAACAAAUCGUAAGCAUGCAGUAAUGGGAAUGCUGCUUUCGUAGCUUUUGGCUUUUUGAUAAACUGCCUCACAUGUUUCUUUAUAGGGAAAAAUAAUUGCAUAUUCUAAACAUGAUCACCAAUGAGUUAUUUGGGCUAAGAUGCUCAGAAAUGAGUCUCUGAAUUUAACAUGAAUUUAACCCACACAGUGGAUAAGCAGGGCUGAGCCAAGCUUCUGUCCACUGUGAAACUUUUCAGUUUGUAAUGUUGUCCCAUUUUAGUCAGCCCAGCCCAGCGUAUGAGCAGACUGCUACGAUGAUGUAAUGUGUGAAGGACAAAGGGAGAGCGGUGGGUAGUGAAAAUCGCCCCUAACUCAGGUGACCAUAUCAUACCCUUGUUUUUCUACUGUUUGAAGCUGAAAAACAAGUGGCUCUGCAGAGCUGUGUGGCUGUCAGUGAAUGAGAUGAGUGACUGUUAUUUGUAAUGGGACAGCUUCAGUUUGGUGUAAUGAUAAAAUCAUGUUAAUGCCUUGUAUCAUAUUAAUGUUUCUUCUUGCUUCAUGUUCUGUUGUUCCUUACUCUCCAGACUAUUUUUGUGGCCGUAAAUUUUAAUCCUGUUUCUGGAAAUGGGACAUUAUACUUAAUUAAAACUUGUGAAAUCCA